CUGGGGCAGGGAUGGCAGCCGCCACCUCUCACAGACCCGCCGGCGUCUCUCUGCCCAGUGACCGACAGGCUCGGGGGCAGGUGGUAGAUUCCCACCCAGACCUCUCCUGUUGUCAGACCCCGUCUCCCACCCCACGCUGAGCCCAGCUGCACCCCUGGGAGCCCACUCGUUUGCCCCGAGCACAAGGAAUGGAUUUCUGAGGGAGCAGCUGGAACAGCAGGCCCCGGGAGUCAGCAUGCUUCGUGUCUGGGCCACCCCUUGGAUCCUGCUGAUGCUCCAGGGUGCCUGGGGCUGCUCGGACCUCGUCUGCUACACCGAUUACCUCCAGACGGUCACCUGCAUCCUGGAGACACGGACCCCCCACCCCGGCACGCUCAUCCUCACCUGGCAAGACCUGUACGGAGAGCUGGAGGACGAGGUCACCUCCUGCAGCCUCCGCCCGUCCACCCACAACGCCACGCACGCCGAGUACACGUGCCACAUGGAGGUGUUCCACUUCAUGGCCGACGACGUUUUCACCGUCAACACGACAGACCAGUCCGGCAACCACUCCCAGGAGUGUGGCAGCUUUGUCCUGGCGAAGAGCAUCAAGCCAUCUCCCCCUUUCAACGUGACCGUGACCUUCUCGGGACGUUAUAACAUCUCCUGGAGCUCCAACUACGAUUCCUACGCACUCAAGGGCAAGCUCCAGUAUGAGCUGCAGUACCGGAGGCGAGGAGAACCCCGGGCUCUGAGUCCAGGGAGAAAGCUGAUCUCGGUGGACUCGAGCAGUGUCUCCCUCCUUCCCUUGGAGUUCCAAGAAGACUCGAGCUACGAGCUGCAGGUGCGGGCAGGGCCCCAGCCCGGGUCCUCCUAUGAGGGGACCUGGAGUGAAUGGAGUGACCCAGUCAUCUUUCAGACCCAGCCGGAAGAGAGAAAAGGAGGCUGGCGCACUGACCUGCUGUAUCUCCUCCUGAUCCUCGUGCCUCCCAUCCUUGUCUUCUUAGGCCUGAAGAUCCACCUGCCUUGGAGGCUGUGGAAGAAGGUGUGGGUGCAGGUGCCCAGCCCAGAGAAGUUCUUCCAGCCCCUGUACAUGGGCCACAGCGGAGACUUCAAGAAAUGGGUGGGCUCGCCCGUCACUGCCUCCAGCCUGGAGCUGGGACCCUGGAGCCCAGGGGCGUCCUCGUCCCUGGAGGUGCACAGCUGCUGCCCACCGCAGAGUGCCACCAAGGGGCUGCAGCCCACGUCGCUGCCGGAGCUGGCAGACCUGGUGGAAGCCGACGGGGUGCCCGAGCCAGGGUCCUGGGGCCCAGCGCCCUCCAUGGCCAGCAGCUUGGGCUGUUCAGUUUACAGCCAGGAGAGGGACCGGCCGUACGGCCUGGUAUCCAUCGACACGGUCACCGUGGUGGACGCAGAGGGGACAUGUGCCUGGCCCUGUACCUGUGGGGAUGACGGCUACCCAGCUCUGAACCUGGAUGCCAAUCUGGAGCCUGGCCCCAGCGCUGAGGACCCGCUCUUGGGCACAGGUGCCACAGUCCUGUCCUGUGGCUGCGUCUCGGCCGGAGGCCCUGCCGGGCUGGGUGGCCCCCUGGGCAGCCUCCUUGACAGGCUAAAGCUGCCCCUUGAAGAUGAGGCAGGUUGGGUCCCGGGGCCGCCCUGGGGUGGCGGGCCACCCCAAGAGGUGUCUGACAGCGAGGCGGGCUCGCCCCCAGCCGGCCUGGACAUGGACACGUUUGACAGCGGCUUCGCAGGCUCUGACUGCGGCAGCCCUGUGGAGUGUGACUUUGCCAGCCCCAGGGAUGAAGGGCCCCCCCGGAGCUACCUCCGCCAGUGGGUGAUCAUGGCCCCUUCUCCUGCGGGACCCGGAUCCCAGGCCAGCUAGUGAGCCGGCUGUGCCACUGUGGGGCCCCUGAGCCUGCUGUUUACCACGUGCAGGUGGGGCUCAGGCGCACACCAGUGUGUCUGCACGUGUGAGCAGCACACGUGCUGGUGGACAUGGAGCAUGCCCAUGGUGAUGCCAUGUGCCCAAGGCCACCCGUGGGCCUGGCCUGUGAGAGCUACCGUGGCCCGAAGGUGAGCAGCGCAUGUGCCUGUGUGCACACGGCGACGGCCUCCCUCCCUUCCAGCCACAUGGGUCGCUCCGGGCCACGUGCUGAGAGGCUGGUCCAGCGCUCCCCACAGGGCCUGCUGGGACCUGGGCGCUGCCUGUGACAGACACCAAGCCCAGCCCUCCAGUUCCUGUGCCCCCAGGAGCUGCAAGAAGUCCAUGCUGUUCCUUGUCACCUUUCAGGGGGAGGGGAAAGGGAUGGAGCAAGCCCACGGUGACCCUAGGGGUGGGAAGA
This is a messenger RNA of Diceros bicornis minor, 2321 nucleotides long. RefSeq names its product interleukin 21 receptor (gene IL21R). Gene Ontology annotation, cellular component: membrane; external side of plasma membrane. NCBI's taxonomy places the organism in Eukaryota, Metazoa, Chordata, Mammalia, Perissodactyla, Rhinocerotidae. The coding region runs from base 236 to 1861 and encodes 541 amino acids. The record is from RefSeq and is a predicted model, not a curated record. The transcript is spliced from 10 exons. Gene Ontology annotation, biological process: cytokine-mediated signaling pathway; immunoglobulin mediated immune response. Gene Ontology annotation, molecular function: protein binding; cytokine receptor activity.